CACACCAGCAACAAUGACGGACCCCAUUUCUUCACAGCUGUCUUCGCUUUUCCAGGGCGCCAAUGAGGGCCCGGCCAGGACAGCAGCUAAAAUAACAGGCGUACAGAGCGCUGGCAAGCGAGCAGAUGACGGUCCUUACUUCACCAACAACGAAGCCAUUCCCUUCCCCGACCCCGCACACAGCAAGACCGUGGGCGGCAUUCCCGUGAUAUCCGACCCUUUCCUUCUCCAGAAGCAACAGACAUUCAACCGCUCCAAGAAUCUGGAGCGAAUGGUUCAUCCUUGCGGUAGCGGGGCAUUUGGAUAUUUUGAGACCACCAAGGAUGUCUCCUCCCUUAGCAAAGCAAAUUUUCUGCGAUCUACCGGUAUCAAAACUCCUGUCUUCGUACGAUUCUCAACCGUUACUCUGGGUCGCGAGUUCCCAGAUCUGGCGAGGAACCCUCGCGGUUUCGCGAUUAAGUUCUACACGGGUGAAGGAAAUUAUGACAUUGUCGGAUUAAACUUCCCGGUCUUCUUCUGUCGUGACCCAAUUCAAGGCCCAGAUGUCAUUCGUUCUCAGUACCGCAAUCCUCAGAAUUUCUUGCUCGAUCAUACUGCUCUGUUUGACCUCCUUGGGAAUACUCCAGAGGGCAAUCACGCUGGCAUGAUGUUCUUCUCGGACCAUGGCACACCAAUGGGCUGGAGAAACAACCACGGAUAUGGCUGCCAUACCUUCCGAUGGGUCAACACCAACGGCGAAUUCGUCUACAUCAAGUACCAUUUCAUCGCCAACCACGGCCAGAAACAGUUCAACGCAGACGAAGCCUUGAAGUAUGGUGGUGAAGACCCCGACUGGUCGAAGCGUGACCUAUGGCAGGCCAUUGAGAAAGGCGAGGAAAUCACCUGGACUACUAACGUCCAGAUCAUGAAGCCGGAGGAAGCCGAUCCAGUGAAGCUGGGGUUCGAUCCAUUUGACGUGACCAAAGUCUGGCCGAAGGACCAGUUUCCGUUGCAUGAAUUCGGCAGAUUGGUGUUGAACAAGAAUCCGGAGAACUUCCACCGCGACGUGGAACAAGCUGCCUUCUCGCCUGGAAGCAUGGUCCCCGGCAUUGAAGACAGUCCGGAUCCGCUCUUGCAAUUCCGCAUGUUCUUCUAUCGCGACGCGCAGUACCACCGCAUCGGGGUCAACUUGCAUCAGGUACCGGUCAACUGCCCAUUCAUGGCAUCCUCAUACUCGAGUCUAAACUUCGACGGCCAAAUGCGCGUCGACGCCAACCACGCCAUGAACCCGCAGUAUGUACCAAACAGCUUCGUGCACAAGUUUCGUCCCGACACCGCCGAAGCACCAUACCAAGUAUCCGACAAUAUUGUCGGUCGCAAGUCGCACUACUACCACGAAGGCAAACCUUCCGAGUACGAUCAACCGCGGGUUCUGUAUCGCCGUGUGAUGGACGACAAGGCUCGGCGUCAUCUACACGACAACACAGCACGGCUGCUGAAAUUGGUGGAUAAUAUCGAUGUGCAGAUCAAGUAUCUUGCACAAGUGUACUGCAUUGCACCUGAGUAUGCGAAAGGAGUGUAUGAUCAGCUGCCCCCGGAGCAGAGGAAAAAGUUUGGUUUUGCCGAUGUGGAGAGGCGGGCGAUGGGCGCUGAGAAGGAAGGUAAGGAGCCUAAGUUCCUGCCUAGUCUUCAGUCGGAUAAGUUGGUGGGUAUGUGUCCUGCUAUGUCGGUUUAUAAUGUGUGA
Messenger RNA from Aspergillus ibericus CBS 121593, 1723 nucleotides. Its product is annotated as catalase. The record is from RefSeq and is a predicted model, not a curated record. The transcript has 8 exons. NCBI's taxonomy places the organism in Eukaryota, Fungi, Ascomycota, Eurotiomycetes, Eurotiales, Aspergillaceae. Gene Ontology annotation, cellular component: mitochondrion; peroxisome; cytoplasm. Gene Ontology annotation, molecular function: catalase activity; heme binding. Bases 14 to 1723 code for a protein of 569 amino acids. Gene Ontology annotation, biological process: response to hydrogen peroxide; hydrogen peroxide catabolic process.